This is a messenger RNA of Manis javanica (Malayan pangolin), 505 nucleotides long. Lineage: Eukaryota; Metazoa; Chordata; Mammalia; Pholidota; Manidae. The record is from RefSeq and is a predicted model, not a curated record.
CCAAGAGCCCAAACUGGCCUGUCCGCACCAGCAGGGAGUGAGUCUGGGUUUUCUCUCUGCAGAGUUUAUAGAGAGGCAGCAUGCAAAGAGCAGGUAUUACUACUACCACCGGGAGUUCCGCCGCGUGCCGGACGUCACCGAGUGCCAGGAGGAAGACGUCUUGUGCAUGUUUGAAGCAGAAAUGCAGUGGAGAAGAGAUUACAAAGUCGAUCAAGAAAUUGUCAACAUCAUCCAGGAAAGGCUGAAGGCCUGUCAGCAGAGGGAAGGCGAGAGCUACAAGCAGAACUGUGCCGACGAAGUGGAGCAGUUUACCCAGGUGGCCAAGGCUUACCAGGACCGCUAUCACGACCUGGGUGCCCACUAUUCUGCCAGGAAGUGCCUGGCAAAACAGAAGCAGAGGAUGCUGGCAGAGAGAAAAGCUGCUAAAGAGGCAGCUGCUGCCUGAGCUGGCUGAAGCUCCCACAUACUGUCACUAUUACAAAAAUAAAGAGUCAUGAAAGCUGUU